Hydractinia symbiolongicarpus is the source of this 1680-nucleotide messenger RNA. Its product is annotated as F-box/LRR-repeat protein 2-like. Gene Ontology annotation, molecular function: protein binding. Lineage: Eukaryota; Metazoa; Cnidaria; Hydrozoa; Anthoathecata; Hydractiniidae. Bases 58 to 1467 code for a protein of 469 amino acids. The transcript has a single exon. The record is from RefSeq and is a predicted model, not a curated record.
GCUUGACAUAACGAAAUAAAUACGCCAGCACAAAGCAAUUAGAUUUAGUUUGCUAAAAUGAAUUCAUCAGGCAACAUGGUAAGUGACAUCGCUGAUUCCAUUUGGCUUGAAAUUUUUUCGUACCUCCCGAAAAGAGAUUUGGUAACUGCAUCCUCAGUAUGUAGCAGAUGGCGACGUGUUGCUCUCGACAAAUAUCUUUGGCGAGACAUAUCCUCAGAAGAAAUAGAGCUAUCGAACCUGGUUAAGGAUAAAGUUGUCACACAUCUGUUAAAUUAUGGGCAAAACAUCGAAUCGUUAACAUUAUUAAAUUGCUCUAAAGUAAGCAACAAAGUUCUUUUAACUUUAUCCCUUAAUUCUACAAGGCUUCAUACUUUAAAUCUUGAGGGUUGCCUUAAUAUAUCUGAUCGUGGUGUUAAAUCAUUAGCUAACAGUUGCAAAACAUUGAAAUCUAUAAACUUGUUGGAUACUCGAGUAACAGAAACAGGCUUAUCGUAUCUAAUUGCAGAAAACUUAAAACUAACAGAGUUAAAAGCAAGUACUUCAGCUGUUACAGAAUAUACAAUACAGGUGUUAACUGGACAUUGUAAACACCUAGUGGAUCUCCAUGUUGAACCAAAUAUAGAUCUCAUUGAAACAGGAGUUAUCAAACAAAGCAAAGAAGUACUCACAAAUGAAAUGUUAGUUUAUAUUGCUGUAAACUGCCCAUGUUUGGCCACGCUUAUAUUACAUUAUCCUGUUGUGCUCGUAAGUGAUUGGGCUAUGGCAAUUCUUGGUCUUAGUUGUAAAAUGUUAGAGUGCAUAGAGUUUGGUUCAUCAGAUCAAGAGUCGAAAAUUUCUGAUGUUGGUGUUGUAAAUUUAUGUUUGCCAUUAAAAAAAUUGCGUCGUUUAGAGCUAAAAGAUACAGAAGUAACAGAUGCAUCUUUGCAUGCAAUUGCUUCAUCUUGCACUGACAUUGAACAUCUGGAUCUCCAAAACUGCCGUAAACUCUCAGAUAUAGGUAUACUGAACUUAAUAAAACAUUGUCAGAAUCUUGAAAGUUUGACCCUUGGAAGUGGAUGGGAAGGGAAUCUAACAAAUAUCAGUGCAAUAGGCCUCUCGCAAUCACAGUGUGUUAAAAAUUUAGUUUCCUUAAAAAUGUAUACCUGGGACAUAACCGAUUUUGGUUUGUAUGUGCUGUCCACCAGGCUGUCGCAACUUGUUCACUUGUCGAUUGAAGGAUGUACAAAAAUUACAUACAACGGAUUAAGGGAAUCGUUGGAAAUGUUAAGCUCCCUAAAAACAAUUGAUUUAUCAUUCACCCAGUGUAUCAAAUGCGAUGCUGAACUCUUGUCAUUAGUGAAGUAUUUUCGUGAGUUGUUGAUGUUGGUUAUGUACGAAUGCAAAGGUGUAUCAGCAUAUGGUUUAAAUGACUUAAAAUGUUAUCUUCCAUUUUGUGCAAUAAAAUCAGAGAAAAUAAUGCUGAUGUAAAAUAAUUAUAUGUUUAUUCAAAAUAAUAGUUUUUCAAUUUGCUAAUUCCCUUAUGUUCUUUUCAGAAAAAUAAUGAAUAAAUUAGGUUUUGUUCUGUGUGAAUUAGUUUUUCUUAUUUAUCUUUCUUUUACUGGUUGUAUAUAAAUAUAUGAUGUAUAUAUAUCUGUAUAUUUGUGUAAAUAGUUUUAAAGAAACAUAAGUUUUAUUGUUACA